AUGCCUAAAGCAAGCGGCGGUGUCGACAAUGAGACGGAGUACGAAAAGAUUCGGCGGGAGAACAUGCUCAGUAACCAGAAGUUGCUGCAAGACCUUAUGCUCCAGAAGAUGGACUGUCCAGCGGGGUUGGCCGCCGGAUUCGCAGUGCUCGGAAUCGACGAGCCCAAACCCAAACCCAAGCCGAAGGCAAAGAAAGCGCCCAAGCCCAAGGUCACAAAGCCCAAAGCCGAAGCCGAAGCGGAUGAAGACGGCGACGGAGAUGAAGAGACGCUAGAAAGGGACGGAAAAGGAACCCGGCGCAGCGCUCGAAAUGCGGGUAAACCUGUCGUUUCCUAUGCCAAGGACGGCGAAGGCAUUGUUGAUCGAUCCAAGAUGCCCAAGAUGGUUUCCAGGCCUGAUAAACAGUGGAACGAGGACGAUUCUGACCAAGGCGAAGACGAAGAAGGAAAGGUUAGAGUGAAUAAGCUUGUUGGCCGUGUUCAUGAUCCGAAAACAUUCGGACUUAUCCCUGGAGUGUCUAUUGGUUCGUGGUGGGAGACUCGCGCAGAAUGUUCAGCUGCUGCUAUCCACGCUCCGUUUGUUGCCGGCAUCUCCGGAGGUCCUGAGGGGGCGUACAGCGUUGCUUUGAGUGGAGGAUACGAUGAUGAUAUCGAUAUGGGCGACGCUUUUACCUACACCGGUUCAGGAGGUCGCGAUCUCAAAGGGACAGCCAAAAACCCAAAGAACCUCCGCACGGCUCCUCAAUCAUCCCAUCAGUCCUUCGAACACUCCUUCAACAAGGCUUUGAAGGUGUCUUCCGAGACAAGGAAGCCUGUCCGUGUCAUUAGGGGGUUCAAGCUCCAGAGCGUCUACGCCCCCGAAUCUGGAUACCGAUACGAUGGUCUUUACAUCGUCGAACGCGCAUGGAUGGAUCGGGGCAAUAACCCCAAGGGAUGGAAGGUUUGCAAGUUUGCGUUUAGGCGUAUUCCGGGUCAGCCUCCCGUUCCUGUUCAGGGAAAAACUCCCAAGGCUUCGUCGGCUUCCGAGGACCUGGAUAUGAACGAGGAAACAGACGGCCAAAAGAGCGAAGAAGAAACAGAAGCUCAAGGAGAGACCGAGGCCGACGACGACAAGGAAGAGGACGAGAAGAAACCGAAAAACGGUAAAGGCAAGUCGAAGCCUAACGCCGGACCCAGGUCAAAGUCCGGUGCCAAGUCCAAGUCUAAAGCCAAAGCCAAAGUCGAGGAAGAGCCUGAGUCUGAGGAAAAAGAGGCAGAAGAAGAAGAAACGGAAGAAGAAAAGCCCGCGCCUAAGAAAAGGGGAAGACAGUCUAAAGUCGAGGCGACAGAGUCGGUGGUCGAGGAUAAACCAAAGCGGGGACGGAAACCAGAACCCAAGCCUAAACGAGGAGAAGAACCCGAGCCCGAAGAAGACCAACCGGCCAUACGAAGGUCGGCUCGUGCCAAAUCCAAGGUACAGAGCGAACCCGAGUCGUCGGAGCCUGUCUCGAAGAGGGGUCGUAUGCCCAAGGCCAAGAGCGAGGGCGAAGAUGAGAACGAAAACGAAGAAGAGGAAGAAGAAAGCGUUCCUCCUGCCAAGAAAAGUAAAGUCGAAGAGGACCCCAAGAAGCGAGGAUCUGGUCGGCCGACAAGGAACAAAAAGUAG
Molecule: messenger RNA, 1644 nt
Organism: Rhizoctonia solani
Lineage: Eukaryota; Fungi; Basidiomycota; Agaricomycetes; Cantharellales; Ceratobasidiaceae
Product: E3 ubiquitin-protein ligase UHRF1
Exons: 7
Coding region: 1-1644 (547 amino acids)
Biological process (GO): protein ubiquitination; negative regulation of gene expression via chromosomal CpG island methylation
Molecular function (GO): ubiquitin protein ligase activity
Source: RefSeq, a predicted model, not a curated record